AUAUACGCCAACUGUUUAAUAUGUGGGAAAAUUUAUUGCACGAAAAUAAAAUAUAGGCAAUGCCUUUUUUGUGAGAACCCCUUGUAUGAUUCGUCUCUGAUUAACAAGCUUUUUACCCCGACAGAGGAUAGUGAAAAUACCCACAAGAAGAUCCUUGCAACGAUGAAAAAUUCAAAUCCCUUUCUCUACAAAAACUACUUCGAUCCCAGUAAUGCCUUUCUCAAGAAAGCCUUCAAUCUGAGGGACAAAAUGCUGAAAAAUUCAGCCAACGAGGAACAUACAAAAAUAAUAGACGACAGCAUUGACUGGUUUGAGGAUGACAUCAAAAAGGAGUUUAACAAUCCCGAUGUACAUUUUUCCAAUUAUGACGAUGAAAUAAAAAAUGAAAUAAUAGACAAGUAUUACGAAAUUUUUGGGAAGAAGUAUGGUGAAAUAAACAUCGACAUCGACCUGGUGAACAUGAAAAUAACGGAGAACAAAGACCACGUGAAGAUUCAGCAGUUCAAUGAUUACCUGAACGAACGCGAAAAUGAUUACCGGAAUGAGCUGGCACUGAAGAAGGCGAAUGACAUUAACGCGAGUAAUGUCCACAGUUACCUGGCCAGUAAAGAAAGAAAAAAUUUGAAUUACAUAAAAGAUUUGCGCAAGUUAUUUUUUCGGGACACCUCUCGGAAGGGAGACAUUCCAGGGGGGGGUGCCUCUACCGAUGCGAUUGUCGCGGAUAGCAUAGUGCCACCUACAGAGCGGCAGAAAAAAACCAUCGUACAAAUGAAGAAGGCAAGUAAGAAAUACAAAUGCCAUGUGCUCGGCGAAAGCGAUGAGGAGUACGAACACGUGACGUAA
Plasmodium cynomolgi strain B is the source of this 843-nucleotide messenger RNA. RefSeq lists its product as hypothetical. Gene Ontology annotation, molecular function: zinc ion binding. The transcript is spliced from 3 exons. Gene Ontology annotation, cellular component: nucleus. The record is from RefSeq and is a predicted model, not a curated record. Gene Ontology annotation, biological process: regulation of DNA-templated transcription. Lineage: Eukaryota; Apicomplexa; Aconoidasida; Haemosporida; Plasmodiidae. The annotation marks the transcript as partial.